This is a messenger RNA of Symbiodinium natans, 831 nucleotides long. The record is from the annotation of a GenBank genome assembly. NCBI's taxonomy places the organism in Eukaryota, Dinophyceae, Suessiales, Symbiodiniaceae.
AUGCCUGAUGGUUCUUUCAUUGCAGGAAAGUUCCUGCAUGUCCUGGCAAUCAUAGCGGUGGUGGAUGCCGCGCAGACGUUUGGAGGAGAUUUCGGAAGCCCCUUCGAUGACAGCAUCCCGUUCCAUUCAGACGUAGACGACCCGUCCAUUGCCCAGACAAUCUUUGGUUCAGACAGUUUUGGGGCGACGGAUCUGCUGAACAUGGAUUCAGAAGAGCUGGCCCUGGACGGUGACGAGACAUGGAGAUCGCAGCCCAGAGCAAAUACUGGCACAAUUGAUCCUUUCACGUGUGUCGACACGACUCGGCGGUCUGCAAUUGCUUGUUUUGAUUUCUCCACGGCAAGCUGUGCGGCCUUCUUGGAGACCCCGUGUGACUGCUCCACAACGAGACCGAUCUGCGUUACGCAGUCCGGCAGCAAGGCAUCGCCUGCCUCGAACGACCGCCCGGAGCUGCAUUCCUGCUGCUCGAGGCCUGGGACUGCAUCAGAGGGGAUGUUGCUUGGCAAAGCCAGGGAAAGCAGCCCCUUCGCAAAGAAGAUCAUGGAGAAAGCACUCUCCUCUUGGGACACCAAAGAAAAGACCAAGUGUUUCAGCACAGCAAGAUCUGCACGAGGCACUGUCUCCCUCACAGAUUGCAAGACAAAGUGUUUGGAAGAGAAACGCGAGGUUGAACCGAAGGAGUGCGAUGCCAUCCUCUACAAGGAGAAGGGCAACGGAAAAGGGCUGUGCUUUGUGCUUUUCGGCUUGGAUGAGCCGUCAUGUGAAGAGAGUGACACAUGGAAAACCUUGGUUUACAAGAAGCCUCUUGGACCGUUCAACAGCGGAGAGUAG